This is a messenger RNA of Chenopodium quinoa (quinoa), 1450 nucleotides long. RefSeq names its product 3-hydroxyisobutyryl-CoA hydrolase-like protein 3, mitochondrial. The record is from RefSeq and is a predicted model, not a curated record. The transcript is spliced from 10 exons. The coding region runs from base 76 to 1248 and encodes 390 amino acids. Gene Ontology annotation, biological process: L-valine catabolic process. Gene Ontology annotation, cellular component: cytosol. Gene Ontology annotation, molecular function: 3-hydroxyisobutyryl-CoA hydrolase activity. Lineage: Eukaryota; Viridiplantae; Streptophyta; Magnoliopsida; Caryophyllales; Amaranthaceae.
UCUAUUCUAAUCAAAUCAUGCAUUAAUACUAUUACUUGCAUUAUUAUCUCUUCAUUCUUCUCUUUCUCAUUGAUCAUGGCUUCCGCUUCUCUUGCCAAUGAGUUCGUCAAGGGAAACAUUCAAGCUAAUGGCGUCGCUGUUAUUACUCUUGAUCGUCCUAAAGCUCUCAACGCCAUGACUCCAGAAAUGGACAAUAAGUUCAAAAGCUUUCUAGAUGAAUGGGAAGAAGAUCCAAGAGUGAAAUGUGUUCUAGUAGAGAGUAGUUCACCUCGUUCGUUCUGUGCUGGUGGUGAUGUGAAGUAUCUUACUGGAACUCAAAAAUUAUCAACUCAGAUUGAGGUGUUCACGGCAGAGUAUACUUUGAUUUGCAAGAUAUCUGAAUACAAAAAACCGUACAUCAGCUUGAUGAAUGGCAUAACUAUGGGUAUGGGUAUCGGCUUAUCAUGCCAUGGCCAUUUCCGCGUUGUGACAGAGAGGACUGUAUUUGCUAUGCCAGAAAAUAGUAUUGGUAUGCUACCUGAUGUAGGGUUUUCUUACAUUGCGGCAAACAGUCCAGGAGAUGGAUCAGUGGGUGCUUAUCUUGGUCUGACUGGUAAAAGAAUAUCUAACCCAGCUGAUGCAUUGUACGUUGGCCUAGGGACGCACUAUGUGCCAUCGAGUAACCUAGGUUCUCUAAAGGAGUCCUUGUUGACAUCCACUUUUUCGGAGGAUCCUUACCAAGAUGUUGCAGAGCUACUGUCAAAAUACAGUAUCCAGCCACAUACCGAGUCACAGCUGAAGUUGCUUUUGCCUUAUAUUGCCUCUACCUUCAAUGCAAACAAGUCAGUAAGUGAUAUAUUUGAGGAAUUGAAAAUGCAUCAGCAGAAUUCUGAUACCAGAGUGGCUGGAUGGGCCAAGGAGGCCUUGGAAGGGCUUGGGAAAGGCGCUCCAUUCUCUCUGUGCUUAACACACAAGUAUUAUGCUAAAAUUGCAUCAGCUGUCAAAAGUAAUGAUGUUCAUCUGUCAAAUGUUAGUGGAGUGAUGAAACUGGAGUACAGAGUUAUUCUUAGAGUUUCACUAAGAAAAGACGCUGCAGAAGGUGUCCGUGCUAUUCUGGUGGACAACGAUCAGAAUCCAAAGUGGAAUCCAUCUAGUGUGCAGGAAGUUGAUAUGCAAGAAGUUGAGGCACUUUUUGAGCCAUUUGAGCCUAGCAUUCCAGAAUUGAUGUUUAAGAGCUCUAAGUGGAAUUCUUUAACAGCCAAACUUUGAGAGAAAUAUGUAUCCAUAUUACAUAUAUCCAACAAAAUUACAGUAUUUUAUCUUAAUAUAGUCAUAUAGGAGUAAUAUUCAUAUAUUCUUGCAAUGAUUUGUUAUGGUUACUUUCACAAAGGAUUAUCUAUAAAUAAUUUUACAUUUGUACAAUUUGUACUCCAUAAGUAACCCAUGUAUCAACAAUGGUAAUGGGUGUUUU